Molecule: messenger RNA, 2366 nt
Organism: Ostrinia furnacalis (Asian corn borer)
Lineage: Eukaryota; Metazoa; Arthropoda; Insecta; Lepidoptera; Crambidae
Gene: RalGPS
Product: Ral GEF with PH domain and SH3 binding motif
Exons: 12
Coding region: 147-1898 (583 amino acids)
Biological process (GO): Ras protein signal transduction
Cellular component (GO): plasma membrane
Molecular function (GO): guanyl-nucleotide exchange factor activity
Source: RefSeq, a predicted model, not a curated record
CUUGCCAAUCUACACAGUACAUUUUUGAUUUUAUUCAUCUUCUCUCAUCUAUAUUCAGAAAAUCUUGUGAUUGUAAUUUUACUGUUGUUAUUACCAUGUUAUCAUACACUCACAUCAUUUGGCCACAUUGUUAAAUAGAUUGUUCUAUGCUGACCAGACAGAAUAUGCCACGGGAUAUUCUCAGCGAUAGUUUGGCUGUAUUGAGGAUUGUUGAGCAUGAAGAUGAAGAAAAUUGGCCAUUAGAGGAUAACUCAUCAUGUAAGCAAAAUGUAAAAAAAAUGACUAAUGCUCCGAUUAACAACCAACAAAACUAUCCCAAAGAUGAUUGUGCUUGCUACUAUAACUAUGGUCUCGGAGAGAGUGGGAGUAAUCGGCAAAAUGAUCCUUUAUACCAAUACAAAACAAGUAGUUUGCCUGCAGCAUCUUCCAUAAACCAAUCAUGGGAUGAAAUUGUAUGUUCAGCCUUAAGACUGACACCGGAAGACAUUGCUAACCAGCUAACAUUGUUGGACUUGGCAUCAUUCAAAGCAAUCAGACCAGAGGAAUUGACUACAUGCGGCUGGAAUAAGCUCAACAAAUUGACAGUUGCACCUAAUGUUGUCGCGUUUACGAAGAGGUUUAAUAGGGUUAGUUUCUGGACCGUACAAGAAAUAUUAAAUAGCCAAUCGCCAAAAGGGAGAGCUGAAACGUUAGCACAUUUUAUAAAAGCAGCAAAGAAGUUACAUGAUCUUAAUAAUUUGCAUUCACUUUUUGCUAUUAUUUCCGCACUACAAUGUGCUAGCAUAUAUAGGUUGACGAAAACAUGGGCAUGCUUAUCGAAAAAGGAUAAGCAGCAGUUUGAUAAACUGGCAGAGUUGUUUGGAGAGAAGGAUAACUGGACUGCACUGAGAGAAUAUUUGAAAAGUAUAGCAUUGCCAUGUAUACCUUAUCUCGGUAUAUUCCUAACGGACUUGGUGUAUAUUGAUAUUGCGCACCCGGCCGGGUCGCCGCACCGCAUCGCCAAGAUGGCGGUAGUUUUAAAGGCGCUGGAACGCUACCAGACCUCAGAAUACGACAUACUGCCUCUCCCACAUGUAGCCACUUACCUAAACAGCGUCCGGUAUAUAGAAGAACUACAGAAGUUCCUUGAAGAUGAUCAAUACAAGUUAUCGCUCAAGUUGGAGCCGCCCUCACCGAUCGGCAGCUGCGCUGGUUCGAAAGAAUCUGUCAAAGAGACGGCGCCUCAGGGUCUAACAACACCUUAUACUUUGUCGCCCUCGCACCGACUCGGCUCCGGCUCCCUAAGACUGCAAGGCACAUACAACCAAUCUAAGUUUAUCCCAACACACAGAAAGUGUCGCUCUCUAGGUUCCAAUAUCUUCGGCAAGAGUCAUACAGAGGAAAAAGUUGACGAGAAGACUCCAGCCGGUUCAGUCAAUUUGCUGGACGACACGUUAUUGGAGUCGCCAGGCUCCGUGGCGGGAGACAAAAUGUCGCAGUCCCUGCCUCAUAGCAAUUUAUCGAGAUCUGAGCCAUUGGAAUGCGACUUCCAAGGCUUCGUCCGAAGGAAAACUAUCACAAAAGAUGGCAGAAAAAUAUCACUAUCAUCCUGGCAGAGAUAUUGGCUGCAGAUAUCUGGAAACAUACUUGUUUUUUAUGCGUCGAAAUCCUUCAAAGGGACAAACCGCAGUGAUUUUCGCAUCGAGCGUUGCAAAGUUCUGUCGUUGGACGGCUGGAUAGCUUCGUGGUGCGACGUAGACGCGGCGGACGCUUUCCAACUGGUCAACCACCACUCCGGAACUCUAUACAAGUUCAAAACUGGCUCCGAAUCAACCGCCAAACAAUGGGUGACGAAGAUCGAAGAAGUCACGAACAAAAUAGUGAAACCCUUGCCCGCCAACCUCAUGUCUUUCGAGUAGCCGAAAACCUCUACAGCAGUACGUAUGUACUUAAAUUAUAUGUACUUUGAUCCAACCAUAGAAACAUAGCGUACCUAUAUCUGAACAACUGAUAACAAACAUUUGUAAUGUGCCUAAUACAAUAUAUUAGGCACACACGCUUCUCUAAUCAUGAACAACAAAUAUUUAUUGUUUACAUUAAGGGUUGUUACCACCGGUAAAUUGGUGUUUACUUUAUAGUCAUUUCACAGUUAUUAUUUUACUGUUAUUACAUCAUAACAAACAUUUGUGCACAACUAACGACGAUUAUCUAUACAUAUAAAAAAUUAUAGCAUUGAACGUUUAAUUCACACAUAAAUGUACUCUCACGAUUUAAAAUUUAUUCGCCUCGAUAUUAUUUAUAAUUUUCUCAACUGCACUAUUCUUUUAAAUUUGAUUACAAAUUAAGAAAUAAAUAAAAUACAAAAUAUUCAACUCGUCAAAAUAGUA